Cryptococcus wingfieldii CBS 7118 is the source of this 639-nucleotide messenger RNA. Its product is annotated as protein GET1. The record is from RefSeq and is a predicted model, not a curated record. The coding region runs from base 1 to 639 and encodes 212 amino acids. Lineage: Eukaryota; Fungi; Basidiomycota; Tremellomycetes; Tremellales; Cryptococcaceae. The transcript has 4 exons. Gene Ontology annotation, cellular component: GET complex. Gene Ontology annotation, biological process: tail-anchored membrane protein insertion into ER membrane.
AUGCUCAAUCUAGCAUUACUAAUAUUCCUUGCCGUUCUCUUUACGCAAGUGGUCUCGUGGGUCGGCAAGUCUGUCCUGCAGGAAAUCGCAUUUGCGGUCUACUCCAAAAUUGUUCUCUCUUCCACCGCCCGUAAACAAAAGGCCCUCCGCAAACAAGUGCUCGAGGACAAGGCCGAACUGGGACGGACGAGUUCGCAAGAUCAAUUCGCGAAAUGGGCCAAGAUCAGGAGAAAGCUCGAUAAGGGAAUGGCCGACUUGGAAAAGAUCAACACUACCCUCCAAACAUCCCGCUCCUCCUUCACCUCCAGAUUCAGCUGGCUCCUCUGGCUUCUCACGACCGGUGCCCAAUUUGUACUCGUGUGGUGGUUCCGCAAGCAGCCUGUAUUCUGGAUCCCGGAGGGAUGGGUGCCGUACCCCGUGGCUUGGGUUCUGAGCUUUCCCUCGGCGCCGCUUGGUGCGGUCAGUUCAGGAGCUUGGGGGGCGGUUUGUAAGAAGGUAUUGACUACUGUGAAAGACGUUGUUCAGGGUCUUUUGGAGCCUACUCCUGCGAAGGCUCCCGUGCCCAACGCUCCUUUCGCGGCAGAGAAGCAAGAAGCCAAGAUUGAGCCUUUGAGCAUUGAGCAUGAAAAGCUGGACUAG